AUCAGCUGCUGCCAUCUGUCGAGCUGACGUGGCAUGAGGCGAGAUGUCUGUGUGUAAACAUUCCUCUACUAACUUCAAUAUUUGAGCUAAAACUGGCAAAAUGUUAUCGUGGAGGACCUUAUUUUUCAUCUGCAACUUGCUAUUCGUGGUUGUAGGUGACGAGCACACACACACGUAUAAAGACUUAGAAGAGGUAGUACUAUGGAUGAACACAGUGGGUCCCUACCACAACCGGCAAGAAACGUACUCCUAUUUCUCUCUUCCAUUUUGUGUGGGUCCCAAGGAGAAGAUAUCUCAUUAUCAUGAGACCCUGGGUGAAGCACUGCAAGGUGUUGAGCUAGAGUUUUCUGGACUAGACAUAGACUUUAAGACUGAUGUAUCAAAGACUCCGUAUUGUGAAGUUGAGUUGAAUGAAGUUCGCCUGAAAACAUUUGUUUAUGCAGUGAAGAACCACUAUUGGUACCAGAUGUAUAUUGAUGAUCUUCCUAUAUGGGGUAUAGUUGGAGAAAUUGAUGAGGCCAAUGAUGUGUACUAUAUCUGGACUCACAAGAAAUUUGACCUUGGUUACAAUGGGAAUCAGAUUGUGGAUGUUAACCUCACGUCUGAAGCAAGGCAGAAACUUGAGUUAGGAGCAAAGAUCAAGUUUACAUAUGAGGCAAAUUGGAAAAAAUCUAGCAUCAAGUUUGAGGAUAGGUUUGACAAAUAUUUAGAUCCAAACUUCUUCCAACACCGGAUCCACUGGUUUAGUAUCUUCAAUUCUUUCAUGAUGGUGAUUUUCCUCGUGGGCUUAGUCUCCAUGAUACUAAUGAGAACUCUACGCAAGGACUAUGCACGUUAUUCCAAAGAUGAAGAGAUGGAUGACAUGGAACGUGAUCUGGGAGAUGAAUAUGGAUGGAAACAAGUUCAUGGGGAUGUGUUCCGUCCUCCUUCACAACCAAUGCUGUUUUCUGCAUUGGUUGGAUCAGGCUACCAGAUGCUCACUGUCACCUUCCUUGUUAUUCUACUAGCGAUUGUUGGAGAACUGUACACAGAGCGGGGAUCAAUGGUGAGCAUCGCAAUCUUCAUUUAUGCUGCCACUUCACCUAUCAAUGGUUACUUCGGGGGAUCUUUAUAUGCUAGAAUGGGUGGGAAAGUUUGGAUUCGGCAAAUGAUGUUAUCUGCUUUACUCCUGCCAACUUUGGUGUGUGGCACAGCAUUUUUCAUCAAUUUCAUAGCAAUUUAUUACCAUGCUUCCAGAGCUAUUGCCUUCACUAUCAUGCUAGCUGUUAUCUGUAUCUGCACAUUUGUGAUUCUGCCUCUGACGCUAGUUGGAACAGUAUUAGGACGGAACUUGGCGGGACAACCCAACUACCCAUGUCGAAUCAAUGCUGUUCCACGACCUAUUCCGGAAAAGAAGUGGUUUAUGGAGCCCCUUGUCAUCAUCCCUCUUGGUGGCAUUCUUCCUUUUGGAUCCAUCUUUAUUGAAAUGUACUUCAUCUUUACCUCUUUUUGGGCGUACAAGAUCUAUUAUGUGUACGGCUUCAUGUUGCUGGUGUUUGUGAUCCUGUUAGUGGUUGUGAUGUGUGUGACCAUUGUGUGUGCAUAUUUCUUAUUAAAUGCUGAGGACUACAGGUGGCAGUGGACUAGUUUCUUAGCUGCAGCCUCCACAUCUGGCUAUGUCUACGUGUAUGCUACAUAUUACUUUUUCUUCAAAACCAAGAUGUAUGGGUUUUUCCAGACAAGUUUCUACUUUGGUUAUAUGGCUCUCUUCAGUGCAACUCUGGGCAUUAUGUGUGGCACCAUUGGUUAUGUUGGCACCAGCAAGUUUGUACGCAAAAUUUACUCUACUGUCAAAAUUGACUGAAUUGUCUUGUUUUAUAUUAGUAUUGUUUAAGAAUGGAUUAUAGUGACAAACUACCAAAAUCUCCCUAUUAAGCCAAUAAGAGAAAUGUACUACUACUCUAGAAAACAAUAAAACAUUAUUUAAAAUAGUGUCGAUAUAAGCACCAGUGUCAUGUCCUAAGAAUGCAAAUGGAAGUCUAUCCUGAUGAUCAGAAAUCAGCAGAAAAGAAAAUCAGACAGCUACAUUAAACUUUUGUCAACCUGUGAUAGUAAGACCAGCAUUGAAGUUUUGUGGGCAUCAUUGAAUCAGUAAGUUUUUAAUUUAUUAAUACUGGAUCAUUAUUUUUAUUAUUACAGUACAAUACAGUACUGUAUUACAAUAAUAAUCAUUAUCAUAACUAGCUUCUUUUUCCUUGAGACUUAAUUUGAUUACAUUACAGGUAUCUCACACUUUGUGGCUUCUUGUACAUUUUGUGCGACAGCCCCUUUCCUACCAGUGCUGUAAUUCUCUGUUUUGUACCAAAAAGUCACUCUUUUGUGAUAAGUGUGGUUUUCGCAUUUUUAAAGUGUGAGUGAAUGUGUGAAAGUCAUAAGUGGUAAAUUGGUAUUAUGUAUUAUUUUUAAUUUCUUUUAGCAAAUACAUUUAUUUAUUGUAUAUGGCUAAUUAGGAUGUGUGUAGCAUGGUCUUUUUUAUUUCUUGGUACAGUUCAAGAAAUAUUUCGAAGAGGUGGAACAUAAGUACAGUUAAGAAAUGUCAUACUAGGAAAUGUCAUGCUAGUUUUCUUUUGCUCUAAUGCACAACACUAAUUAAAAAUAAGUCAUACAAUAUUCUACAAAAUCUGCCAAAAUAGUGCUUUGUUUGAUGAUGAUUUUUUUUAACAAAUCGGUCAUAUCCCACCGAGGCAGGGUGACCCAGAAAACUACUUAUUUUUUUUUUUUAAAGUUAGUAAUUUAUACAGGAGAAGGGGUUACUAGCCCCUUGCUCCUGGCAUUUCAGUUGCCUCUUAUGACACGCAUAGCUUCUUCUUUCUUUCAAUGUACCAGCCGUAUCCCACUGAGUUGGGGUGGCCCAAAAGGAAAACGAAAGUUUCUCCUUUUAAAUUUAGUAAUAUAUACAGGAGAAGGGGUUACUAGCCCCUUGCUCCCGGCAUUUUAGUCGCCUCUUAUGACACGCAUAGCUUAUGGAGGAAAAAUUCUUUUUCGCUUCCCCAUGGAGAUAAGAGGAAAUAACAAACAAGAACUAUUAAGAAAAUAGAAGAAAACCCAGAUGGAUGUGUAUAUAUGUACAUGUACAUGCAUGUAUCGUGUGACCUAAGUGUAAGUAGAAGUAGCAAGAUAUACCUGUUAUCCUGCUUGUUAAUGAGACAGAAAGGAGACACCAGCAGUCGUACCAUCGUGUAAAACAAUUACAGGUUUUUGUUUCACACUCGGCUUAGGGCUUCUUUUUGAUUGUAAUAAUAAUAAUUGUUUCACACUCACUCUGCAGGAUAAUAGGGCCUCCCUGGGCGGUUGCUGUCUACCAACCUACUACCUAGGGAUUUUUUUUUUUUCAACAAGUUGGCUGUCUUCCACUGAGGCAGGGUGACCCAAAAAGAAAGAAAGUCCCCCAAAGAGAAAAUACUUUCAUCAUCAUUCAACACUUUCACCUCACUCAUACAUAAUCACUGUCUUUGCAGAGGCACUCAGAUACAACAGUUUAGAAGUCCCUCCAAACUGUCAAUAUCCCAAACCCCUCCUUUAAAGUGCAGGCAUUGUACUUCCCAUUUCCAGGACUCAAGUCCGGCUGACUGGUUUCCCUAAAUCCCUUCACUAAAUAUUACCCUGCUCGCACUCCAACAGCUCGUCAGGUCCCAAAAACCAUUCAUCUCCAUUCACUCCUAUCUAACACACUCACACGUGCUUGCUGGAAGUCCAAGCCCCUCACCCACAAAACCUCCUUUACCCCCUCCCUCCAACCUUUUCGAGGACGACCCCUACCCCUCCUUCCUUCCCCUACAUAGUUAUAUGCUCUCCAAGUCAUUCUACUAUGAUCCAUUCUCUUUAAAUGACCAAACCACCUCAACAACCCCUCUUCAGGCCUCUGACUAAUACUUUUAGUAACUCCACACCACUUAAUUUCUACACUCCGAAUUCUCUGCACAAUAUUUACACCGCACAUUGCCCAUAGACAGGACAUCUCCACUGCCUAAGGCGUAUUAUUAUUAAUAUUAAUUAUAAAAUGUGCUUAAUGCAUUUUAUAGACUUACCCUUUUUUUUUUUUUCUUUCUUUACUAAUGUCAACUUCAACAUGAUUAAAGGGAUAUUUAGUGAAAUAUGCCCUCCCAGAAGUGAAUGCCCAGCAAUAGAACCUUACUAAAACUAACCUUAAAUUACCCAACACCUGAGGCAGCUUUCUUCAUUACAUGAUGUUUUUUAUGAAACAUUGAAGUCAUUACAUCCAUAUUUAAGGAAAUACGGGCACUGUCCUUUUUCAUUGUACAGCACUUUAUUUAACAUGAAUAUUUUUUAUCAAAUGUUUAGAUUUGUUAGGUGGUAAUGUGGUAUACUUGUAAUUUUUGAUAAGUCUAUUAAGGAAACAAGUUUUUGCUUUAUAAAUUAUGUUCUCUUUGUGUGAUUUUCUAUGUGCACACGGGCCUGGACUGAACAAAGUGAUGACCACCUGUACAACACUUAAAUCUGUACUGCAUAUGCUAUAGAAUUUUUACAGUACAAGUAGAACAUGUCUUAUUAAAAUGAACAUUAGUGCUUCAUCUAUAUAUAUGUAUCUUAACAAUGAGAGCUAAAACUUGUUUAUAUUAAACAUUAGAAGUUGCCAGUACUUUAAUUUCAGAAAAGCUGAUAGUGUACCUAUUAAUGCAUUCCUGUUAUUAAUGAAUCUCAUUGAAUGUUUGUGUUGGGACACUUGGGAAGAUAACAUAAAUUUUAAAAUAGUUUGUAGUGUGUGCAUCAAGAAUAUUCACUUUUCUUUAACUUAUACAGUACUGUAUAUUGAAAUAAAAAAUUUCAGUUAAGCACAGUACUGUAUAGUGAAAGAAUAGAAUUAUUUCUUGGCUUUGAUCUGGACAGCAUGUUGUAAUUUUGAUUGCCUAUUGUGAGUACAGUCGACCCCCGGUUAACAAUAUUUUUUCACUCCAGAAGUAUGUUCAGGUGCCAGUACUGACCGAAUUUGUUCCCAUAAGAAAUAUUGUGAAGUAGAUUAGUCCAUUUCAGACCCCCAAACAUACUCGUACAAACGCACUUACAUAAAUACACUUACAUAAUUGGUCGCAUUCGGAGGUAAUCGUUAUGCGGGGGUCCACUGUAUAGAUUUUUUUUUUUUUUUUUCUGUUGAUGUCCACAAUAUAUUUGACCUGCUUACACAAAUCAAGCCUUUUAAUUCUAAAAUUCCCACUUUUUUUUUUUUAACACUGGCUGUAACCUACUGAAGCAGGGUGACCUAAGAAGAAAAACAAAGUUUUUUCUUUAAAUUUAGUAAUUUAUACAGGAGAAGGGGUUACUCGCCCCUUGCUACCACCAUUUUAGUCUCCUCUUAUGAAAAUUCCUGCAUAUCUACUCCAUAACCAGUGUUUACUCUGCCGUACCAAACAAUAGGGAGGUUUUGGGACCCACUUCAGCAUAAAAAACCCUUUUCAUUUAUCAAAUGUAGGUAUUAUAGAAGGUUAAAAUAUUGUAUAUUGCUGUGCUUAGACACCAAAAUACAGUAUUAAUAUUAUUAUACUUGCUCUAUAAUAUGUGAUUUUUAGGCUAAACAUAUUCAGUAUUUAAAAUGAAAACUUGCUAAGCACACAACACGGUGAGAAAGGAAAAUAUUAGUUUAAUAAUUUAGUUCUUUGCAGGUGAUCAAGGUUCUUAUUGAAAGGAUUACAUUUCCUUUUGAUAUGUUAUUCAUGCAUUAACCACUGUACUUAACAAUUACUGAUCAUUAAUUGAAAUGUUAGUUUAUAUGAAUUGGUAUAAAAGUAGUAGGAUAUUCAGAAUUAAAUAAGCCUACAGAUUAAUUGAUGGUCUGUAUAAAGUAUAUUAGCAAAAGCUCUGCUGUAGAUAAAAGUGCAGUAAUCAGUUCCCAGUAUAAAUUAUUAAAAAAAAUUUAUAAUCCAUUAUAAUUUUGUUAUACUGAACACACAUAGAAUAAGUCUUGUUACAAAUAUCAAACAUUAUAAGAAAAUUGUUUACUAAAUUACUGUGUAAUUUAAAUAAGCAUUAUUACUUGAAUCUGUUUUAGGACUUGGGAUUUAAUUGGCCUACUAGGGCCUUGUUUAAUUUUUCCAAAAAAUUUUGGUUAAUUACUGAUUGGCAGGAGUCUAAAUGUAGCUGUGUAACUUUUUUUUUUUUAAUUAUAUUUAUCCUAAUUUUUAAUGAAAAAAAAUUAAAUUUCUUGGAAACCCUUAAGAAACCUGAAACAUUGUGAAAAUCAAGGUUUUAAAUUUAAUAUGAAAUAUUGAGAUUUCUUGCCUCUUAUCCUAGUUGGACUGGUAUUGGGGCCCUUUUUCAAGAUCCGUACAAUACUGAAACUAUAUAUAGAAUAAAAUAUAUUGAGUAUGCAAGGGCUGACGUGGAACAUCUUGGAUUUCCACUGCAUCGACUUUACAAGAUAAUUAAAGUAUUUUCCCCAAGAGUGCUAUAUCACUGUUUGUAUCCAGUUAUAUGGGUUUCCAAGUAGUGUUCAGCACUUGCUGUAGGCUCUCAUUUUCUUGUUGAUAUUUUGUGGAUUUUACUCCCAUAUUUGUUUUAGGGAUUUUAAUAGUUUGAGACUAUAUCAAGAGCUUUCAGAUUGAAAUGUGAAUAUAGAGAGAAGCUAAUGCAAAGUAUCACAUGAAAAUUUGCCCUCCUGAAGGUAAACGGUUAAUUAAAGGUUUGCAGUAAUUAUAUAUACUCUGGCUUUUGUUUAGCUGCAAAACUAGCAUAGCAAUCAAACCUCAUCUUAUUAAACUAUGAAAUGAUUUUCCUAACUUUUCAGAGAAUGUGCAUAAUGAAAUUUUAACUGUUUAUCUUGGAGACCAAAUCCUCAUGUGAACUCGUAUAGAAAAUGUAUUGUAUACAAUAUAUGGUACUGGAUUUUGGCUCAUAAACAAUAUAUGGUAUAGAAAUAACCAUAACAUGGCAUUAUUUGCCAGUAGUAGUUUACAUUAUUCUGGCAGUAAAUAACGCUAUAUAUGCCAUUCAUGCUAUACUAUAUGAAGACAGAAACUAUUUGCAUAUUGAAUAGUAUUUUUUCAUGUUCUGAUACUGUAAUAUAGGGGGAUAGAUAUGACUGUUUAAUUUUCCAUUGAAAGAGGGUACACAAAUGGUUUGGUGAACAUUUUGAAUUUGAUAUGUGGCCCUUGAUUUAAGUGUUAAAAUUACAAUAUUUAAAUAUAAUGUGUGUGAGUGUGUGUGUGACUUGUGUGUUUGCUAUAAAUAUAAAAGUGGGAGACUGUGGAUUGUUUUGCCACAGAACUGGCAUAAGUUUGAUAGUUUUGAAAUAUUUCAUGUAAUUAUAAUUCUGGGUGAAAGGAGCUGUUUAAUACUUCCCUUUUAUAUAUUUCUUGUUAAUAAUUGACCAUCUCACAUUUUUCUGAGUGAAAGUUAGUGAAAAUAGGAAUGAGUAUGCACAAGCAUUAAGAGAGGGAUUGUGUCCUUGUGUUUACUUUAAUGUGACUAUUUUGGCUACCUUGUUAAGUUUGUAAGUAAAAUUCACAAUAUGGAGUGUGUUUUGGAUGUGACCCACUCAAAUAUUAUAUAAUUAUUUAUUUAUCAGUUUUAAUGUGUCGGCACAAAUACUUUCUGCAUUCCCAAAGCAAUUUUUUUUCUCCAUACUUGUAAAUACAGGAGGCCAUUAUUCAUAUUUAGAAUGCUUUUGCUUAGAGGUAAAUUAUAGGAUUCUUGAUAGUAAGAUUUGGAGUGAAGGAGGGUAGAAGAGACUUUAUAUCAAAAUAUUCAAUGAUGUUAAUAACGGAACAUGUAAUAACAGUAGAAUAAACUUGUAUAAGUUUUUACAUUUCAUUCUUUACAUUUGUUAUACCUUAUAGAUGAAAUUGAUCAUUGACAUAUAAUUUUACUCUAGUUUAGGUGGAGACUAGUUUGUGGUGCUGUUUUUCAGAUAUGAACAUAUCUUUUCUUUCAACACACCGGCCGUAUCCCACCGAGGCGGGGUGGCCCAAAAGGAAAAACGAAAGUUUCUCCUUUUACAUUUAGUAAUAUAUACAGGAGAAGAGGUUACUAGCCCCUUGCUCCCAUGAACAUAUCUCUGUGUCAAAAAUUAACAUGACUUGAGAGCUAGUACUGUAACCAAAAUGCUGUUUGAUUAAAUACAGAAGGAAAGCUUUGAUAUUUGAGCAAGAUAGGAUGUAAUGUACUGUAUAAAGGUAUUUAAUUUUGCAUAUUACAAAAGAAUCCUAUAUUUUUCAUGAAGUGACAAAAUUUAUUGCCUGGUAAUAUAUAUUUUGAAGAAAGUGUACCUAAUCAUUUUUGUUUUCAGUUAAUACUUUUAUGUAUGUACUGUAUUAUGCUGGCUUGCCAAAGGUAAUCAAAGUAACAUCUUUAACAGUAACAAGCCAGGCCUUGUCCUGAUUCAUAGUUCAUCACUUGUGCUGAAUAAAUCAUUCCAGUAUUAA
Molecule: messenger RNA, 8414 nt
Organism: Cherax quadricarinatus
Lineage: Eukaryota; Metazoa; Arthropoda; Malacostraca; Decapoda; Parastacidae
Gene: TM9SF3
Product: transmembrane 9 superfamily protein member 3
Biological process (GO): protein localization to membrane
Cellular component (GO): membrane
Source: RefSeq, a predicted model, not a curated record